CCGCCGUCCUGGCCGGACUCGCCUCCGCCUCCGCGUCGCCCUUCCUGUCUGACAGCUUAUUCCAGGGCAGCACCGGAUCGACGGGGAGGAGCUUGCUGCAGACCAAGAAUGACUGCCCUAUGAGCUUCGAGACCCAGAACUACACGAUCCUCACAAACAAGUGCAAAAGGCCACAAUACCCUCCUACCGAAUGUUGUGAUGCUUUCAAGGAAUUUGCGUGCCCAUUUGCCGCGUACAUCAACAACCAGAGCACUAACUGUGCAGACACAAUGUUCAGCUACAUCGACUUCCAUGGCUACCCAAAAGGCCUGUUCGCCGACGAGUGCCUAAAAGGAAAGGAAGGGGUUUCUUGCGAAGGCAUCCCAGCGGUAGACACCGGCGUGCCCAGUGGCGGGCGACAAGUUCAAGGGGUUUCGCGUCCUUUGGUUGUGCUCCUGUGUGGACUAGGAGCAUUGUUGUUCCCUUGAGUGGUGUGAUUCCCUGGACUUCUCCAAAGAUGGCGUGUUGUCAGUUGUAAGUAGUAAGGCUUAGGAUUCAUUUGCUUCUCCUUGACACUCUCUUCCAUUGCUAUAAUGUGUCCAUUUGUUACA
Messenger RNA from Triticum aestivum (bread wheat), 590 nucleotides. Its product is annotated as GPI-anchored protein LLG1. The record is from RefSeq and is a predicted model, not a curated record. NCBI's taxonomy places the organism in Eukaryota, Viridiplantae, Streptophyta, Magnoliopsida, Poales, Poaceae.